This is a messenger RNA of Funneliformis mosseae, 2240 nucleotides long. Lineage: Eukaryota; Fungi; Glomeromycota; Glomeromycetes; Glomerales; Glomeraceae. The record is from the annotation of a GenBank genome assembly.
UUAUCAAAACUUAUCGUAGCUUUGAUAUUUCCGUUCACACCAUUGAAAACAUGUCUUUUCAUGACACCGUAGGAUUGUUACAAAAACCAGCAGUUAUUCAAGCCACUAGUAGAUUAUUACAGGAGGUUCGAAAAGCUUCUCCUUUAACAUGUGGUACGAACAAGUAUAAAAAUCCUGCUAGAGUGUUUUUAAGUGCUUACAUGAUCGUGUCCCAUACCAAGGAAAUUAUUGUCAAUAUCGGUCAUCAUGAAAGGAAUCUCUUGACGUCGGCCAAGGUUAUGUUGAGAGAAAUUGAACAAUGGUUCUAUGAAAUAAGCAAUGAUGGACCAAAUAAAAUUUAUUAUAGUCAUCUCCUCAGCUUUCUUUCUGCGUGGGAUACCUAUUAUAACAAUUUCAAUACUUGGAAAUCCAAGGAUAGUCAAAAACUCGCUAGUAAUCUUAUCGCACAUUAUAUGGAACUUGAAAAAUUGUGGAAUACAGUUAAAACACAGGCUAAUGCAGAAACCGAGUGGAGAAUGAAUAUUGUAUAUCAACAAGAGGAGAUUAGACAUAAAGUUAGGAACUUGGGUGGAGAUGAGGCGAUUUCCAAAUUGGAACGAGUAUUGAGAAGAUUAAAAGCAAAACUUCCAAAUGAAAGUGGCGACGAAACUAAAACAUCAGAUUCUGUUACUGGAACUAAUAAUGGGCAAGGGAAUGAAGUGAUCAAAGAACAAGAUAUGUCGAGUUCCCCACCGCGACAAAAAUUUGUUCCUUCUGCUUUGGCCACUAAUGUUCCUAAUAAAUUGGCACAGAAUUUAUCUCAAUCAAUUUCCAAAUCAUCUUCGCCCACGACUUCUUAUUUUACGUUUUCUCCUAGUACUAGUCCUCCGGUUUCUCCGUCGCAUUCUUCGACGAAUCUUCAUCGUAUCAUGCAAAGUUUGGGUGCUCAUGAAAGAUACGAUCUGACUAACGAGCAACUUGCACAUGAAAUUAUUAUUGAUCCCGAAUUUGAGCUACAACCUCCAAAGAGGACGGAAUUAGAAGAUCGUGUUAGAUCUAUGGCUACGAAGGCAUUCUUCGAUUCCGCUAGAACAGAUUUUGAAAAAGGAAAAUACGACAUUUGGAUUCCUAAUCUCCUCGGCGAUGUUAAAGAGCGACUAUUUGAUUUGGUUCCACCAUCUUCUCCGUUGCAUUCAUCCAUCAAUGAAAUCCUUGAUAUCGAUUUGAUUAAACAACAAACCAAAGCUGGUGUCUAUAAUAUUCGUAAUUGUAUUGUUUAUAUUACCAAUACUAUGUUACAAAUUUGUGCACCUGUCCGAGAUGAGCAAAUUCAAGAACUUAAAUAUGUAAAUGAUCUUGCAGAGAUUUUUAAGCGUAUAUUGGAAAUCAUGGAUCAAAUGAGGUUGGAUCUUACUAAUUACCGAGUUAAGGCAUUUAGGCCUUAUUUGAAAGAACAUGCUGUUGAUUAUGAAAGACGCAAAUUCGAACAGGCGUUGCAAUCUAAUCGUUUGACCCUUAACCAAACUAAAGCUUGGUUAACUCCAACUAUUGAUUCAUUGUUGUGUACAGUUGCAGAACGUAAUCCUGAGAAUAUUCAUCUCCCACAGCAUAAACAUAAUCAUGGUAUCAAAUUUGGUCAAGUAUAUAAUGAGGCUUUUGUCUCAUUUAUUUUCCAACAAUCAAUUAUUAACAAAAAUAAUUGUCCCGAAACAUUUAACCUUGAUGUUGAAAGGCUUUGGAAUUUUCAAAACGAAGGCCAGGCCAUUACUAUCGCGGCUGCACUAUUGAUUCUUACCAAGAACGUGGCUAGCGGUCAUGCUAACGCUUCAUCCACCGACGAUAACCUUACUAAAUUAAAGGAUACUUUUUUUGUAUUAUUGAUGGAUGGUGAUACUACUAUCGAUAACUUAUCUGCAGCGAUUUUAGAUUAUUUUCCAUCAUCUCUUUCUCCUGAAACUCAAACCCUAGUUAAGUCAAUGGUUUCUAAGACACUUUCCCAAUCUGACAAAGUUUUUUCAAUCUUGUCUCGUCGAAUUCAAAGUAUCAUUAAGCAACAUCUUCAGACAGGCCAAUUUCCUAAAAGCGAAACAUUGGCUCAAUAUGGCGUAUUUACUGUGUCGAAGGAAUUGGAACAACUUAGUAAGAAAAUUUGUGUUCUAGGAAGGUAUAAUCGUGAAGUUUAUGCUAGUUGGUAUGAUACUAUUAUUAAAGAAUAUUUGGAUGAUGUUACUUUGCAAAAUUCAGACAUUUACGUUCUUUGA